CCUGGGACGAAUCCUGUACAAACCAGACGAGACAGGGCAGAGUUCCAACAAAACCAAAAAAAAAAAAAUCUGCCUAGGAAGAAUAUCACCCAGCGAUCGCUAUAUAGGUAUCAUCUCAUCCAAGGCUUGGUUAGUGGAGGCAAUCUUGCUGCCACGAGCUGGCAAAAUGCAAGGGUUUCUUUUGCUGCAGCAUGGCCUGUCUGUCUGCCUGUCUGCCUGCCUGACGAUGACGUGCCCAUCUCCGCUCAUCUUCGUUAAUUCCAGGGCCGCCGCAAUAGGCGACCCGAACUGCUGCGACCGCCGGCCUGUGUGGAGUCGGGGGAAAAUCUCACUCUCGAAUCCUGCUUCCGGGAGGUGCCUUGGAAGGAGGCAAUUGGAACCAGGAAGGAUGAGGACACAGAGUGAGGUAAGCAGGGAUGCUCCGCCUGAGGCCGUACCUGGAAUAGUGCGAGGUUGGUGGGACGGAGGCCCCAGCGGGCUUGAGGAUGUGACGUUGGAAUCGCCGGUUCAGGCCAGUCAAGCCACACGCUCACGUCGUGUGCUCUGCUGGCGGUCGAAUCAGCAGGCAGCGAAAGACUCUGGCGGGGUGGCAUUGCAUUUGUUCUGCGCCAAUCAGCGCUCCAUGUGGGGGUGUAUCUUGCUGAAUGCGCCAGUUGGUGGGUCGUCAGGACCCGCAUCCGUCUUGAAUUGAC
Messenger RNA from Penicilliopsis zonata CBS 506.65, 692 nucleotides. RefSeq lists its product as hypothetical. The record is from RefSeq and is a predicted model, not a curated record. The transcript has a single exon. NCBI's taxonomy places the organism in Eukaryota, Fungi, Ascomycota, Eurotiomycetes, Eurotiales, Aspergillaceae. The annotation marks the transcript as partial.